Molecule: messenger RNA, 4945 nt
Organism: Phytophthora nicotianae INRA-310
Lineage: Eukaryota; Oomycota; Peronosporomycetes; Peronosporales; Peronosporaceae
Exons: 7
Coding region: 1245-4673 (1142 amino acids)
Molecular function (GO): protein phosphatase binding
Source: RefSeq, a predicted model, not a curated record
CGUGUUGCAAACGGCUGGUCAUCCUUUUUUCCUAAUCCCAUCAUACAAAAUCUCAGUCACUUCAACUGCCUGGCCAAAACUUUUAUUGAGCGAAGGAGAAUCUUCAAGCUCAAGCCUAAAAAAAAGGAACUCGCAACGGCCAAGCUUGCCAAAGGAAACCCUCCUCCACGCACGUCCAACGCCCCAACGCGUCACUGCCCGCCUCGUCCUCGCAUCCAGCGUAGUGACACUUGCCAGCGCGCCCCUCGUUUCCUUCAACAAGAAGAUACGAGGACCAUCACUCUUGCAUUUGGGCUCCCGAAUUCCGCUUUCACUCAGCUAGGGCCGCCCGUCGAAUGGGCAACGAGCAGUCUACUGCGAAUGGCGCGCGCGGCGACGGCGUGCCUUUCGUGAGUUGGCAACGCAGCCCCAAGUCGCAGCCUGCCGGGGACAUCGACGCGCACCUGCACAGCGUAUCCUUGACGACCAGUAGCUAUCAUUUCGCAGAGCCCUCCAGCUACCGCUACGAUCGUGUGCCGCGCGUAUUAACGGGCAACGUCGUGUUUACAAACCCGCCCAAGGCCGACGGAGAGCUCAGGAACAAAGCGGAACUGCUGGGAAACAUCGCAAUAGUCGAACGCGGCGGCCGCGUCCAUUUCCCGGACAUUGUAAGGCGUCUACUGGCUGUUGGAGUCACAGGUAUCGUCUUCAUCGAGCGGACGGACAAUAAACACGCGAUCCAGUCGCUAUUUGACGGCUUCCACUCGUCUGGACGCCAGCGCGUGUCCAUCCCAAUCGUAUUGCUGUCCAAAUAUCAUGCAGACCGACUACUAUCAGAUAAGCCACAGCGAAUUUCAAUUGAGCUGCUCUGGAGAGAACAGGCAUGCAAGCACGUGGUGCCGGACGACGUGUACUUUGGAGUGCAGACUGCAGCUCGAGCUGGCGAUGUGGAGCUUCUAAGACAUUUGCUGGAGAUCGACACGACUGGAAAUGUGGUGGAUGUAAGUGGCAAAAGUGUUGGUAAUAGCUGCACACAAGGUGUAUUUAUUAUAAUACUUCUUGAUUGCAGAAUAUUCCCAAGGCGGUGGCGCUGUGUGACGCUGCGGAGAACGGACAUGUGGACUGCAUCGAGAUUUUGCACAGUCUGGGCGUCUCCAUGGACGAACAAAAGGUGGUUUCUUGUUUGUGUGCGCUUUGUAGAGUAAUUGCGCUGAUGCUGUGGCUUCGUUAUGCACAAAUGACAGCCGACAGGUGUAUCGUCGCUUAUGAUGGCCUGUUCUGUCGGUAAUGUGGAAGCAGCGAGAGCGUUGUUGAUGUUUGGCGCUAGUCUCGACUUGGAAGAUGUGCACGGUAUGACGGCGCUGAUGGUCGCUGCGCGUGAUGGCCGUGCGAACUGUGUGAGACUGCUGGUCAAGAAGGGGGCAAGAAUAAACUUGUCCAGAAAUCGAAGCCGGGGUACUACAGCACUUCAUAUUGCUGCUCGUGGUGGGCUGGAAGAGUGCUGCUCGAUUUUAUUGCAUGGGGGUGCGGAGCUUGAAACACAAAGUCCGAACUCAACAACUGCAUUAAUGGAAGCUGCACGUGCGGGAAAUCUUGGCUGUGUAAAGGUUCUUGUCGAGGCUGGAGCUAGUCUGAUUGCAAAGGAUCGCGAUGGUCACACCGCUGAACAUCUGGCACGUAUAGCUGGAUAUACCGAUAUUGAAGAUUAUUUACGUGAGCAAGCGGAGAGUGAAUCCGUCAAGAAUCAUCGUCGCAAAAUUGAGGAAACAGUUGCCAAGUCAAACUCAACGCUACGGGAUUUGUUGAAGAUUGCAAAAAGCAGUCAAAUGUCGGUUGACGUCUUGUACCGAGAGAUGAUACGUGAGCACAAGUCGAGCAUUUGGCUGGAGCAGCCUCGGAUUAUUUAUGAAGUGUUUCGCUUGCUCACGGUUCCUGUCACCUCUCCCGACUCGGACCCUGCGGAUGAUCCCAACUACGGCAAAUACACGGUCCAGCAUUUCUGCAGUGAGGUCGCACUGUGGUACUCGCCAAAGAUUUUCCAGAAGGGCUACAAGCCAGGUGGCGCUGGGUGGACAUUAAAUACUGGCGAUGCGUAUGAUGUCAAGAUUUCGUCCGGGUACCUGAAAGUGCUAUUCAACUUCGUGUGUACUGCGGAUCCGUUGGAUGACGUGCUGUUGGUGCUCUUCUGCAAGGUUGUCAAUCACUUGAUUGUGAACCAAAAUCUUGGAGAGCUUAUGUGGCGAUUCCUGGCUGAUGAAGGGCAGUUUAUCGUGCCUUGGCUAGUCGUUCAUAUUGGGCUUGAUUCAAUUCGCGACACUGUGGUGUGGCUGUUGUACUCGGACAUGUCGGAAGCUGGCCAACUCAACGUGCAGAAGAGUGGCAUAUUCGACUGUUUGUUUGCUCGCCUGUACUCAUGGCAGCGAACUCUUGGCUGGGGUGUUGGGACAUCGUUUCAGCGAGACUCCAUCGAGAACAUUUGCUCACUGAUCAACUACAUCAUCUAUCCGCCUUCGGUGUACAUCAUGAACAACGUGGCUACAUUCGUGGAGAACACAGACCACUCAUUGCCUUUGAUCACAGACCAGCACUUCCCGCUGCACCACAACGAGCUGUUCAAGUCGCUGUUGAUCUUUCUACUGAACACCACAGAUGUCUCGUUCGGAACGUUGCUCGAUUUGGGAUUCGCGGAGGUCUGUCGUCAUUGCUCUCAAGGAUCCAAGUCCCUUGUCGUUCGUGAAGGCGGUGCUCUUUCUAUCGUCAUGAUGUUGAUGAGCACGCUGGGAUACCACAAAAAGAAACGUGAUGUUACCAGCAUCGACGGACUAUUGAAGACGGUACAUGUAUCUGUUUUAACGGCUUUGAUUCCGCGAGUGGAGAAAUUUGUGAAGCUGUGUCGGGCGGUGGUUACGUCGGAUGUCAACGCGCUUCGUGUGAUGUCCACUUCAUACAAUCCUGGGAGUAUCAAGGCCGUGAACACUAAAGGGUCCGCUCUUCUGCACAUCAUCACAUUUUUGAAGCGGUGUGUGUUCUUGCAAAGUGGCGAUGUGGAUUACCUAUUGGCGAACUUUGGCUUGAUGCCCUGUUUGCUAGCGUGCUAUGGCUCGCAUCCUAGCAAUAGUAUGCUCCAUCACGAACUUACGGACGUCAUCCGAUUUGUUUUGAUGGACCCAGAUCAGAAGCGAUUGCCGUCGUCCCCGCUGCUGAAUAGUCUCUUCAUUGAAGGGGCGAAUAUUCUGGACUUUGUCAUCCGCGCAUACGAUGAGCAUGUCCAGUACAAGGGCCACAUGACGACGAUUGCAAACAGUAUUUUCACUCUUACCAACACCCCGAAUUGCAGGAGUGGGUCGAUUGCAAUUACCUGUCAAGAUGUCGUGCGGCAGUAUACGUCGCAGCACGAAAAAUGGGUGAAAUUUGAGCAAGUCCUGGCGGAGCAGAACCGUGUUGAGAUGUUGCCUCUUGGUCAGCGUAAUGCGCCGCUGUGUCACGGGUGUUUGAAGCUGAAACAAAGCGCAGUCGAAUAUGUGGCGGCAACGCUCACGAAUGCUGAGGUAGACGAAUACACAGGCUACUUGGAGACUAUUUUCUCCGGCGCUGCGAGUCAUUACUGCAAGGUCACGUACACGGACGAGUUCAUCACGGGCUUCAUGUACAAAAAGGACAAGAUCCACGACCAUAUUCCUAUUCCAGAGCCCACUCGAGUGAGCUCUUUCAUUCAGUUCCCAGUGCCCAUGCCAUUCCACGCGCUCACGUUCACCAUCACAUUCUUCGGACUUUGUCAAGUGUGCGAUAAGCUCUGGUACUGUGACACGCUUCAAAGUGCAAACUGGAUGAAUCGUAUGAAGUGGGUCAUUCCUACGUCGGUCCGCAAAUGGUACAGUUUCGGUGUGACUGAGGGUCCAGGUAGCGGUGCGCACGGCCUACAGUUCUCAUCGAAGGGCUACAAGAACUUUAUUGUGCUCACUGAUACUUGGGGCCGUCAGGAGCAGUGGAUGCAUGCGAUCGAAGAUGCUAUCCAGAGUCUGGCCACGCAGAUGGCAAGAGGAAACACCGAGAGUGCGAUGGCUAUUGAGAUUGAUAACGAAGUCGACGCCGAGGAGUUUGACGUGAUGCGUAUGAGAGAAAUCACGGCUGGUUCAGGUGGCGGCGGCCCAGUAGGCGUGACCAGCCAUGUGGGAAGUGCGCCAAAGAGUGACUCAAGUACUCGAAGCUUGCGUGUGUCGGACGAAGAAGAAAGCGGACGUCGUCGAAGCAACACAAUGUCAUCGAUUGAAAGUGAAUCGGCCGAGUUUAGAGACGAAGAUGACCAAAGCAGUGGCACGUCGUCUCCAUCGCAUGAACUGACGAUGCCCUCGGUGCGAUCGCGAUCUUCAUUUGAGCUGAAGUGCAGUGAAAAUGGAUCAACGUCAAGUUCUCGAAAAGUAAAGUCUUCGGGCGAUCGGAGGAACCUGGACUUGAAGCGCUUCCAGCCAGAUACACAGAAAUUCUCCGAGAUCCUCGGGAAACUCAAGAUCGGCUCACCACCUCGUGUAAACAAAGCCCGUGCACCUGCAAUGAGUGCAUCAGGCAGCUUUGCUCCUUUCGCUCAACGGAAUACUGUGAGUCCUCAUGGUGCAAUGAGCACUCGUACAGCUACCGAGCUCGUGGGGAUGCGUCACGUAGUCUCAACUCCAGACCUCACGCGACUGCAGGGCUAGUAACCAGUACCAAGCUACAAUAUCUCCUUCUUAUCUAUCUUUUGCAGAAGCUCAUCAAUAUCAGCCGAAGGCUUGAAGAAAGAACGUUUGAAAAAAAACAGAGAACAGUGUGGUUAUGUUCUAUGAAGAUACAAAAUAGCUAGACUAGCCGAGCACCUAGCAAAUGGUUCAGCUUAAUCAUCGCGGUUUUUCUUCUUCUUCGAAACGCGCUUGACCUUGACGACCUGCGCCGGAGCCACGUCGUGUGCGAAAAGCUUCGAUACCUCGAGACC